UCUUCCAGGGAUCUACAUUCUACUCCUUUCACUUAGCUAUCCCUGUUUAACCCAUACAGUACAUUGAACUCCUGUAACAAUCUUAGAUAGAAAAAAAUGAAGAAAUAAAUAAAGCCUAAUGCUGGGGGUUUGUGUGAGACGCCAGUGUUUACUGUAAGAAGCAGAGCUCUUGUCACUAUCCACAUGGCUUUCCCAAGCUUCAGUCCCAGCUGCAGUGACAGCAGUACUGUCACCUGCAAGGCAAGCAGCUAUCAAUACGGGACAGGGGAUACUGAAAACUUGUCUGCUACAGGCCACCUGCUGGUAGCUGUGUUCCUUGGAAUCGUUGGGAGUUUGGGCUUCUUUAAUAACCUGCUGGUACUUGUCCUCUUCUGCAACUACAAAAUACUGCGUUCUCCCAUAAACCUACUUCUGAUGAACAUUUCCAUAAGUGACCUGAUGGUGUGCAUCUUGGGGACCCCGUUCAGUUUUGCUGCAAGCACGCAGGGACGUUGGCUCAUAGGAAAUGCCGGCUGCAUCUGGUAUGGAUUUAUCAACACACUUUUUGGAACAGUUUCUCUUGUGUCCUUGGCUGUUCUGUCGUAUGAGCGAUACUGCACUAUGUUAGGCAGCACAGAAGCAGAUGUCACAAACUACAAGAAAGCUUGGGUGGGAAUCCUGGUUUCUUGGGUUUACUCAUUAUGCUGGACUAUUCCUCCACUUUUUGGCUGGAGCAGCUAUGGACCAGAAGGACCCGGAACCACCUGCUCCGUGAACUGGCACUCUCAAGAUGCCGUUAACACAUCAUAUAUUGUGUGCCUCUUUGUCUUCUGCUUGGCCCUUCCUUUCGCUGUCAUCGUCUACUGCUAUGGGAAGUUACUUGUUGCCAUCAAACAGAUCAGCGGAGUAACUAAAGGAACGGCACGCACCCGAGAACAGAGGGUUCUUGUUAUGGUCAUAGUGAUGGUAAUCUGUUUUCUGCUCUGCUGGUUACCGUAUGGUAUCAUGGCAUUAAUUGCUACGUUUGGAAAGCCAGGUCUGAUUACUCCUUCAGCCAGCAUCAUACCUUCUAUACUUGCAAAGAGCAGCACUGUGUAUAACCCCAUCAUCUACAUUUUCUUGAAUAAGCAGUUUUACAGAUGCUUCAUUGCUCUUCUUCGGUGCAGUGAGGGGCCCCAAACUUCCAGUAACAAAUGCUCUUCCAAAACAACAAAAAUCUGCUUGACCCCACGUAAGGCACCAAAUAACAACAUUACCUUUAAUGCAGCUUCUACAAAGCCUCCAACUUCUGAAGAAGAUAAAGCUAGAGACAUUGUUACUGGCUGCCCCUCGCAUGGUGUGGUUGAUUGCCAAAAAGAACAUGCCGUGACUUUAGUGGCUCAUUAUACUCCUUGAAGUUCUUCUGUUUGGAUGACUAGAACAGGCUGGAUGACGUAUGAUGCACACAGUCUGUUUGCCCUUUGCAGGAGAUGCUAAAGUUGAAGAAUAGGGCAGAGCGUCUCCACUGGAGCAAGCCUGAAUCAGCCAUAUUUUUUACUUGUCAAAAAUGGUAACAUCUCAAAGAACAGGAUAAAGUUCCAUUGGCUUCUCUGCUGUUCAAAAACAAGACUUUUGGCAUCCAUGUGGGUGGAUUUAACAAUAAUACUGUGUCCUACAAAGAUCUAAUGGUGAGUUUUACUUGUAACCCACGUCUUCAUUAAAUGAAUUGUAGUUUGCUGGAAAUUGUUUUUAAAAUACGGUCUAUCCAAAGUGGGAAUGUAGCCAUGAUUCUGUAUUCUAUGUUUCUUUGGCUUAUGGUUUAAUAUCUGCAGGGAGGCAAAGGUUCAUCAAAUAUAACAGAACGAGACUGUCCAUAAAGUAACAUUCUGUCUUUAAUACUUGACCAAGUAAACAAACAUUGAAGUUGAGAUUUAAAAUGUGCUUCCCUCUACAAAAGGCCUGCGGCGGAGGAUCAAAGAACUUACAACUUAAAGUCUGCAGGGGCUGGAAGCUUGAAAACUGUGUUUUUAAAGGGAAAAAAAAAUCUAUAUUUAUAUGAAAAGAGCAGGAGUAAUGUCUGACUCUCAAUCUGUUCAUCAAUGUUUGAAGUAAGUGUUAUGAGUUUGUUUGCAAAUUGUGUGUGCCUAUUGAAGAACACACUGUUUAUGUCAGCAGGGCAAAAUCUACAAUCUUUAGUCUUGUGUUGUUGUCAUUUUUAAACACCAUGUUUAAGUCUGCAGACUUUUGUGUAUCUGUAUUA
Molecule: messenger RNA, 2218 nt
Organism: Pelobates fuscus (common spadefoot toad)
Lineage: Eukaryota; Metazoa; Chordata; Amphibia; Anura; Pelobatidae
Product: vertebrate ancient opsin-like
Exons: 4
Coding region: 184-1374 (396 amino acids)
Biological process (GO): cellular response to light stimulus; visual perception; phototransduction
Cellular component (GO): photoreceptor outer segment; plasma membrane
Molecular function (GO): G protein-coupled photoreceptor activity
Source: RefSeq, a predicted model, not a curated record